Molecule: messenger RNA, 978 nt
Organism: Trypanosoma theileri
Lineage: Eukaryota; Euglenozoa; Kinetoplastea; Trypanosomatida; Trypanosomatidae
Exons: 1
Coding region: 1-978 (325 amino acids)
Source: RefSeq, a predicted model, not a curated record
AUGACUACAACACCUUCAACCGUGCAUUCCAGCUUACAGCGCUACUUACCUGGUCACCUUUCAAAGCGAGAUAGACGAAUAUGUACAGGUGAAACGAAUCGUAAAAACUUUGAAACUACUCAUUUAUCCGUGUUGCAGAAAGAGGUGGCUCAUAAACUGACACUUCCAAGUCGAUUAAACCGGUUAAUGGUUUCAUCACAAACAGUAACACGUGCUACUCUCGAUGAAAAAAGGAUUAGCUUUCAGAGUUUAGGUGGUGAUACUGCUAAUACUUCGGAAAGCGGUAGCACAGAACGCAUUAGAAAAGGAAUUGGAACUAAAAGUGGAGAAAAGGAAAAUCGUUUACGAUGCGAUGCAGUAACUGUAGAUUCAUUAAUAGCAUCUAACAAAACAGGAAAGGAACAUGGUUUUGUCGCAGAAGCAUUCUACUUUGGAAAUGAAUGUGUAGGGGGAGCUGGACAAUUAGAAUACAACGAGCCCAGAGAUCCGGAAUGCCAUAAUCCUGCGGUCAGCGCCUGGAAAACAAGAGAACAUUUUGACCGAUCGGUCUGGUUAUCGCGAACACUAGGCCUCUCCGACCCUGCACAAAAUGUACAUAAAUCCACAAACUCACUUGCUCCUCUACGAUCACCAGUACAAAAGACUUCACACAAUGAAGAUUCAGGUAAAUCAAUCGCAACAAAUAAGGAGAACACAAUAACGGGAAAGAGUUCUUUACCUUCUAAUGAGGUAAAAACAACACUAUCAGAUUGGACAAGAAACUAUACACCUCCAAACCUCUACGAUGUCCCACCGCCCAAAUUACGUUUUGAACUUACAGAUUAUCAUUCCACGUUUAAUGUUGUACAGGCCGAUCCCAAAACUACAAUGUAUGUUGAAGAAAAAGAUAGAUUUCAAUCAGUACAACAUGUACCUCUCCCAACACCAACAACAAUACAAAAAACAGAAAGACGACGUUGUAUGCACAACAAAACAUGA